Helobdella robusta is the source of this 648-nucleotide messenger RNA. RefSeq lists its product as hypothetical. The record is from RefSeq and is a predicted model, not a curated record. The coding region runs from base 1 to 648 and encodes 215 amino acids. NCBI's taxonomy places the organism in Eukaryota, Metazoa, Annelida, Clitellata, Rhynchobdellida, Glossiphoniidae. The transcript is spliced from 5 exons. Gene Ontology annotation, biological process: L-cysteine catabolic process. Gene Ontology annotation, molecular function: cysteine dioxygenase activity; ferrous iron binding.
AUGUCCCAAAUCAUGAGUGGGGAAGAGGAAAAGUUGCAGGAGAUUCCGGAUAUGGACACCCUUGUUAGGGAGCUGCGCAGGAUUUAUCAGGGUCAAGAGGUCAACGUGGAAGAGGUCAAAGACGUACUGUCCAGGUACAAGUCGAGUCCAGCUGAUUGGAGGAAAUACGCUAAAUUUGAUCCUUUAAGAUACACGAGGAACCUAGUGGAUGAUUUCGAGGGCAAGUUCAACUUGAUUGCCCUCUGCUGGGGCGAAGGUCAUGCCAGCAGCAUUCAUGACCACAGCAGUGCCGACUGCUUUGUGAAAAUGUUGGACGGGGAGCUGGAAGAGACCAUGUACCAUUGGCCCACCGAGGAAGAACUGCAGGAGGGUGGCGAAGGUAAAAGUGAUGAGAUAAAGAUAAAGAUGUUUGAUGUCAACAGCAUGGGUUUACAUCGCAUGGCCAAUCCAAGUCACUCCAACAAGACUGUCAGCUUGCAUCUGUACUCUCCUCCAUUUAAGUCAUGCAGGGUUUUUGAUCAGCGCACUGGAAAGACGAGCGUCGUGAAAGUGACAUUCAACAGCAAGUAUGGAGAGCUGCUCCACAAUGAGACUUUAUUUGCUGGUUCAUCGACAGCUUGGAAUCCAACAAAAAACAAAGCACAGUAA